AAAUAAACACCUACAAUGCCUGCAGAUUUCAAUGGUUACUGGAAAAUGCUCAGCAAUGACAACUUUGAGGAGUGUUUGAAAGCAUUAGAUGUAAAUAUUGCUGUGAGAAAAAUAGCCAAUAUGCCCAAACCCAACAAAGAGAUAAUUCAGGAUGGAGAUCACAUGAUCGUUAAAACACUAAGCACUUUUAAAAACUACAUCAUGAAUUUUCACAUAGGGAAAGAAUUUGAGGAGAAUUUAAUGGGGGAUGAUCGCAAAUGCAUGACCUGUGUGACAUGGGAUGGAGAUAAACUUCUUUGUGUACAGAAAGGACAAAAAGAAGGCCAUGGCUGGACCCAGUGGAUUGAAGGAGAUGAAAGGCACUUGGAAAUAAGAGUUUGUGGUGUCAAAUGUAAGCAAGUAUUCCAGAAGGCACAGUGAUGGGCCUAACUGCAGAGACCAAGAGGGCUGAAUU
Rhineura floridana is the source of this 454-nucleotide messenger RNA. RefSeq names its product retinol binding protein 1 (gene RBP1). NCBI's taxonomy places the organism in Eukaryota, Metazoa, Chordata, Lepidosauria, Squamata, Rhineuridae. Gene Ontology annotation, molecular function: fatty acid binding. Gene Ontology annotation, biological process: fatty acid transport. Gene Ontology annotation, cellular component: nucleus; cytosol. The record is from RefSeq and is a predicted model, not a curated record.